AUGCGGCCGAGAGUCCCCACGACGCCCGGCAAGCCGGCAAAAGGGAAGGCGGCGACGCCGAAGAAAGCGGCAGCGAGAAAGCCGGAGCAGGCGCCAAAGCGGGAAGAGUUUUUGCGCCGCCUGGAAAAGAUGAACCGAAAGGAGCGGUGGCGUGAGGUUGUGGCUCUGGGGCGCGCCGCGGGCGCGGAGGGCGCGGCGUCCGACGCGUUGGCGCUGCUUCGAGAGCUCUCGGCGUCGGGUGUCUCGUACGAGCGGGUGGUGGGGGCGGUGGGGCUGUGGCAGGCGAACUGCCCCAGUGAAAUUAAGCGGCUUCUGCGGGACCCGUGCGGCCGCGUCGCCAGUCUUGCCAUGGCGCCCGCGGCGGUGCAUUUGUCCGAUGCGGAUGUGCUGGAGCUCUUCAAGGAGUUGCCGCGCCGGCGCCUUUUUCAGCUGUGCUCGCGGUUGGCGCGUAAGAAAAGGCUCCCGGCGCUCGUGGACGACUACCUUGCGGCGCUGCCACCUCUUGCACGAAGCGGCCCGGCACACGCUCUCUUAGCCUGGGCGUCCGACGCCUGCCUGGCCAAGCAGCCCACCGUCGCCCUGCGGCUCCUCACCCAGAAAGAGUGGCACACAGUGGCGCGCCGAUGCCCGCACUUCGUGCUGGAAUUCGCUGAGAAGGAGCUGAAGGGCGGUGUCCUCUCCGACGCCACGCAUGCCCGGAUAAAGAUGUUCCUCUACGCGCUCCGCUGCAGCCACCCGCCGGUCGGGCUGAAGCUGCUCGCCUCUGCCGUGGGGCGCGUGGAGGUGGCGAGGGAAUGCCUCGAGCUCUACUUCCGCGCCUUUCCCGAACCCGUGGCAGCGCUGAUCGUGAAGCACAAACUUCGGGCCGAAUUGUACGGGCCUUGUGUGAUGAAAAAGCUGCGCCCCGAAACUGUUCUCGCCCUCUACGAUGCCAAUGGGUUGGACUACGACUCCUUGGAGAAUUUGUUCUGGGACGCACCGCCGAAGUUACGGGCGUUGUUGUACCCCUCCCGAAGAGAAAAGCUAAACGACACGAACGGGGCACUGAAAAGUGGUGUGGUGCUCCGCCUGCCGGAUCCCGUGGAGCGCCGGCGUGAGGCGAUGCGGGCGCUCACGGAGGUGGCGGAGCUGCGCACCGAUCCCGUCCAGUGGGCAGAAUACCUUCCCGCCCUGCCCUUCCCAGAGGCCUUCAAAAUGGCUGGACAGCACCUAAGAAACAGGGAUGUGGAAAUCCGCGCUGCUGUCUGCGGCUCCGUGGCGGAAACUGGCAGGCUCUACCCAGAGCACCUGCAGGAUGUCCUUGACUUUUGCAUUGGGCACGAAAAGGAAAAUGACGUUGUUCGCGGUAGAAUUAUUUGGCGACUGUUUGCGUUGCCCCCCUCGCUCUGGAAGGAGGAGCACUACCCCAAACUGGUCAAAAUUGUCCGAGCUGCAUGUGACUCUCGGGAUAUCUCGCGCGCCACUUCUCGACGCAUCGAGGAGUUUGUAGGGAAGACGGCGCGCUUUAACACGCUGCUUGUCGACGCAUUCCUCGUGGAGCUCUGUGGCCGCGAGGUUUACCCCUGCGAGCUGUGGCAAACUGGCUUGCCGCAUUCCACGGUGGUGCACGCCUGGAAUUGUCUGUUGCCGUUUAUCAAGGAAAAGCGGGACAAGAAGGAGUUUUUUCCUCUGUACAACGUAUUGCGCAAUUUGGGUCCAAGCUUGCGCCUCAUCGGAAAGAGUGCGGUGGAUUUUCUCAAAAGCCUGCUGAAGUACCCUGACAGUUCUACUGCGCAGCUUGCUCUCUCGCUCCUGUUUAAAUACUUUCGCCCGGUUGCGAUGGAGCUGCUGCCAGGGUUGCUGAAGGAGUCGCUGGACGUGAUUGGCGAUGAGAACGUUAAGCAUGCCGUGAGCGUGCAUUUCCAGGGCGAGUGGCUGGAUCGAUACCUCGUCAGCAUCUGCACCAAAGGACACUUUGGAUCCCCCAAAAAGAAGUGGCUGGUAAUGUUCAAAACGGGGUCUUGCUGGACGGCGGCGAAGCAGGAGGUGUACGCCAGGUCCAUUGGCUGCAGCCUGUCAGACAAGUCCCUUGGCCUCUACUGUACGGCGGAACACCUUUGCGUGCUGAGGAAGUUGUACAGCGCCAAUGUGACGGAGGUUAUUGCCCCCUACAUCAAGGAAGACUACCCAGCUGCGUACUUGCGGGAUAAGGCCAUUGAGCUUCUUGGGCGCCUGGACGAUGCGGCAUCGUUGAAGGCGCUCACGGAUGCCUUUGGCGAUGAGAGGAUCCGCGUGGCUAUUUACGCGAUUAGCCCUCGCCUCCGCGACCUCCCAACGCCGCGGAUCAUUGAGGUACUUGACGUGCCACUACACUCCAAACUGGUUGCAGUGCAGAAGGUGGCUGUUCGGAUCGUUGCUGACGUCGCUGAUGAGGCGGCCUACGCCUUUCUGCGCCAGCUGCGGCAGGACACGGCCCUGCACCCGGACGUGGAGGCCGCGUGGCUGUGCGCCAUGUUUCGGUUCCUGGAUAAGCCGGAGGUGUGGGACGUCCUCCUUUCCGCGGCGGGGAGCACCAGGGAUGUGGUGGCCAUGACUCUCGUCGGGGUGCCGGACGACACUCUGGUGGAGGACUGGCAGCUCGUUUGCCUCGACAAGCUGUUCGCCAAGCUGCUGUUGCACGUGGACCCCUGCGUGGUUUUGAAGGUCCUCGGGCGGUUGGAGAGGCGGCCGCUUCGUCGCGAUGCCGAGGUGGUGCCACUGCUGCUCCGCCUCUUGAAGGCGCUCCCCAACCAGGCGUUCCUGAGCCCGAUUGUCCACGCGCUGGCCUUCUCUUCCGCCGACGUGUGCGACGUGGUCUCAGUGUUUGUGGGUCUUCGGCCGGAGUCGCGGCUGUGCGAUGUCGCGGGCGCCCUCGGUGAGUUGAGUGGGAAAGAGCACAGCCGCUUCGAAGUCAUCGCAGUCGCGUUCUUCAACGCUUUGCUGGAGAAUCGCUGCCAGGCUGCGGCGGCGUGUCGGCUCAUCUGCAAGCUGCCGGUGAAGGACCUCGUGCAGCACCUCAAUGAGGUUCUCCAGAAGGGCCUGCUGCACGCCGGCGCGGUGCAUGAAGUACUGGAGGAACUGCAACGGGGCGAGGUAGAUGUCGCUGCAUAUGACGCUGCGGAGGAACAACUUCGCCGGCACGCAAAUCCCUACAUGCAGCGCAUUGGACUUGUGCUGCUUCGGUCGGCCGCCUCCGCCGCAACUUGGAAUGAGGAGCGACGCGAGGCGCUGGAGGUCUACCGCAACGCCGCCGAUGCAUGGGUGAGGGAUGACGCAAGGGUGAUUGACCUUCCCGCAAAAAGAUGCCGGGCCGAUACGAAGUAG
This is a messenger RNA of Trypanosoma conorhini, 3342 nucleotides long. RefSeq lists its product as uncharacterized. The record is from RefSeq and is a predicted model, not a curated record. The transcript has a single exon. Bases 1 to 3342 code for a protein of 1113 amino acids. Lineage: Eukaryota; Euglenozoa; Kinetoplastea; Trypanosomatida; Trypanosomatidae.